Messenger RNA from Phyllotreta striolata, 1968 nucleotides. NCBI's taxonomy places the organism in Eukaryota, Metazoa, Arthropoda, Insecta, Coleoptera, Chrysomelidae. The record is from the annotation of a GenBank genome assembly.
CGAAAACGCAUGACCCUCUGGUCGGAUGGAGGCGGCCAUGCAAUUGAACUCUUUCAUUUGUUUGCUCGCGGUUCAGCCAACUCGAUUUUUUUUUUGUUUUUGUGCGUUUUUUUUUCGGAUUAAAUCGCGAUUUUUUCCGUCAUUUUAACGGCCUACUCGACGGCGACAUGUCGUGUUUUUUCGAAAACUGGUGUCGUUUGGUGAAAUAAUGUCCGUUAGAAAUAAUAAGCACGCGAAAAUGUGGAAAACCUUCCAGUUUUUCCUGUUCUUCAAAAUAAACUUCACUUUCGCCAAGCUGGCCGGCGAUCACGUUUGCCUGACGGAAGAAACGUACCCUGUAAACGUUACAGAGUGGUACGAAAAAAAUGCCACGGUGAGGAACUACCGAUGGUGCUACAACGUACCGCCGAGGUGCUCUUAUUACACUUUGAAGCGAAUUAACGAUACCAGAAUCGUUGAGAAAAACGAAACGAUUACGGUGGAAAAAUGCUGCCCGGGUUUCCUGGAAAAGGAAAACCACUGCGUAUCCUCGUGUCCUUUAUGCAAAAAUGGCGUCUGCGAAAAUGGCAUUUGCAAUUGCUUGCCAGGAUACAAAGGACAUUCCUGCGAACUGGAUUGUCCCAGGGGCGAAUGGGGCCCGAAUUGCUCGAGAUCCUGCAAUUGUCCCAACGAAUGCGACCCGAAAACCGGAAUUUGUUCAGAACAAACCACCAAAAAUCCACCCAUCAUCACCACACAAACAUCCCCCGGAACCACAAUCAAAGAGGAACCAACAAGGGAACCUACUAUCAUAGAGGAACAAACCAGAACAACCACAAAACCUCCCUUAUUCACAACAAUAGAACAACUACACAGUACAACUACAAAAUCUCCUGUUACAACAAUCGAAGAGGAACAAAUUGGGACAACUGCGAAAUCUUCUAGUACCACAAGCAAAGAGGAACAACUUAGAAUAACUGCAAAAUCUUCUAGUACCACAAGCAAAGAGGAACAACUUAGAACAACUGGAAAAUCUUCAAGUACCACAAGCUACGAAGAACAAAUUAGAACAACAACAUCAUCGGGUAGUACUGUAAAAGAGGAACAAACGAAGAAAAAUCUUGGGCCGAUCGUGACCAAACAGGGCCUACUUAUACCCGUGGAAAUCCAAUACGAGCUCAAGCAGAAACCCACGACCUACUCGACUGUGCGAGAUAAAAACUUUCUGGAAAUGUCGAACGAGGAAUAUUCGAACCGGCAAAUGUCGAUGAAUAACAAUUUUCCCGCCGACGAAUUCGCCCUAUUCGGCAUCACCGUGUUGCUCGCUCUGAUGCUCAUCGUCGCCGUGUUGACCGGCAAUUUUCUGAGAAAGAGGAAAAAGAAGAAUUUUUCGCAGAACGGAAAGCGCCACCUGUCGGCGUUUUCCGCUAGUAUAUUUCACUCGCCUUUACCGGAUCCGCCGGUGACGGAGAAUCCGCUGUAUAUGAAUCCCGUGAAAUGUCAAGGCGACAAAGAUUUGCCCGCAUUCGAAACGAGAAUAAUUUGCAACGUUAAUAACACGCCGAACGCCGUUGAAAUCGAGUACGAUCAUCCCCCUUCGAUCGUAAACGUCAAACGCGCCCCGUUGGCUGAUGCAGCUAAUAUGACGAGGCCAGUGGAUGAUCGUUCGAUAAUCGAACCGGUGUACGAUGAAAUUCCGCAGAAGGACGAUGUCCAGCAGGAUAAUUCUACAUUAGAUAUUUAUAUAAACACUUGCGGGAGAACAAAGUUUUGAGUACAAUUUUUGGGUAGUUUUUUUCUUCUUUUCUUAGUGUAUCUGUAUCCGAUUUUAACUGGGAUGAAUUAAUCGUAAUUUCACUCGUUAAUGUCGAUAUAAAACACGCGAUAUUUCCAUCACAAACGGAGAAAUUGCAAAUCGAAACACAACUGUCAGUUGAUGACGUUUGACGUUAAAUUUCUAACGAGUGCGAGCGAGACGGGUUUAUCGCG